Molecule: messenger RNA, 2343 nt
Organism: Cynoglossus semilaevis (tongue sole)
Lineage: Eukaryota; Metazoa; Chordata; Actinopteri; Pleuronectiformes; Cynoglossidae
Gene: ghra
Product: growth hormone receptor a
Biological process (GO): cytokine-mediated signaling pathway
Cellular component (GO): external side of plasma membrane
Molecular function (GO): protein binding; cytokine receptor activity
Source: RefSeq, marked provisional
AGUCCAGUCCGUGGAGUGGGUGAUGUGAACAGAUCCAGAUCCCGAUCAGAUCGUCUUUGAGCUGCAGGAUCUUCCGUGCCUGUUGGUGCUAAGGUUUGAUGACCAACUUCUGAAAAGUCGAUCAGUGAAGUCUACUCCUUACCAGCGUGACCAAAGAGAUCAUGGCUAUCCACUCACUCUCCUGUCAUCUCCUGCUUCUUCUCCUCAUGUCCUCUCUGGAUGGGCUCAUCAAGCCGGGUUCUGCAUUUAUCCAUGACUGGGACCAAAGGGCGUCAUCAGUCACUCUUGAGCCUCACAUCACUGGCUGCUUGUCCAGGGACCAGGAGACGUUCCGCUGUUGGUGGAGUCCUGGCAACUUUCAGAACUUGUCCUCUUCUGGAGCACUCAGAUUCUUCUACCUUAAGAAAGAGUCUCCAAACAGCCAGUGUCCACACUACAUCUAUUCCAACAGAGAGUGUUUCUUCAACAUGACCUACACAUCUGUCUGGAUCACCUACUGCAUGCAGCUGCGCGGUGAAAACAACGUCACCUUUUACAACGAGAAUGAUUGUUUCAGUGUGGAAGAUAUAGUGCGUCCCGACCCUCCAGUGAAUCUAAACUGGACAGUCCUCAGCAUAAGUCCCUCUGGGGUGAGUUUUGACGUCAGGGUCAAAUGGGAGCCCCCGCCUUCGGCAGACAUGGCGACAGGCUGGAUACGCGUUCAUUACGAAUUGCAGUACAGAGAGAGAAAUACAACAAAGUGGGAAGCACUGGAGAUGCAACCACAACAUCAGCAGACAAUCUUUGGUCUACACAUAGGAAAGAAGUACGAGGUUCAUAUCCGCUGCAGGAUGAUAGGUUUUAAAAAGUUUGGAGAAUUCAGUGACUCCAUCUUCAUUGAAGUCAGUGAGGUUGAAAGCACAGAGACUACAUUCUCUUUUACUAUUGUGGUUGUUUUUGGAAUUGUGGGAAUCCUGAUUCUCGUCAUGCUGAUUAUCGUCUCCCAGCAGCACAGAUUCAUGAAGAUUCUGUUGCCACCAGUUCCUGCACCGAAAAUUAAGGGCAUCAAUGCAGAGAUGUUGAAGAAAGGGAAGUUGGAAGAGUUGAAUUUGAUCCUCAGCGGUGGAGGAAUGGGCGGCUUGCCUCCAUUUGCAGCAGAUUUCUACCAAGAUGAGCCAUGGGUGGAGUUCAUUGAGGUGGAUGCUGAGGACACUGAUUCAGGGGAGAAGGAAGACCAUCAGGGCUUGGACACACAGAGGCUCCUUGGUCUGCCCCAACCUAUCAACCAGCCCAUGAACAUAGGCUGUGCCAACACCAUCAGCUUCCCUGAUGAUGACUCAGGCCGGGCAAGUUGUUACGACCCAGAUCUUCUCGACCAAGACACCCCAGUCCUCGUGACCACCUUGCUCCCUGGCCAACCGGAGAAUGGAGAAGCCUUACUCGACGUCGUGGGAGGAACCUCAACACCAGAGAGGAGUGAAAGACCUCUUGUCCAAAUCCAAACGACAGGGCCUCAGACCUGGGUCAACACAGACUUCUACGCCCAGGUCAGCAAUGUUAUGCCCUCUGGGGGUGUGGUGCUGUCUCCUGGCCAGCAGCUCAGAACCCAAGAGAGCACAUCUUCUACAGAGCAAGAAGAAACACAGAAAAGGGAAAAAGACAGUGAAGGCGAGGAGAAGAAGGAACAGCAGUUUGAGCUGGUGGUUGUGGAUCCUGAGGGACACGGCAACGCCACGGAGAGCAUCGCCCAGCAAGCUCUGACCACCCCUGUCUCCCCCAUUCCCGGUGAGGGCUACCAAACCAUACAGCCUCAACAGGUGGAGACCAGACAAGCAGCUGCUUCUGAGGAUAAUCAGUCACCUUACGUUGGUCCCGAGUUCCCAAUGGCUCAGUUCAGUGUUCCAGUUUCAGACUACACAAUAGUACAGGAGGUGGACACGCAGCACAGUCUGCUUCUACACCCUCCUCCUCACCAGUCUCCACCACCCUGUCUGCCACAACCACCCCCCAAGUCCCUAUCUGGUAUGCCUGUGGGUUAUAUCACCCCAGACCUACUGGGAAAUCUCUCACCAUGAAAUUUGCCACACAUUUGUACUGGACCUUCAGGGGUUGAGUCCUAUAAUCUGGCAAAAGCCUGUUCCUUCUUAAUUCCUUCCAUCAAACCAUUAAACUUGUAGCACACAGUGUGGUUGGGUGAGGCACAGGUGGAUGUGUUGUCAGAGGGCGACAGAAAAAAAAGGGAGACAUAAAAAUAUACAGCUGACUCCUGCACAUGCUCUUCGUCAACAGUGUCACCAUUAGGCUGCGGAUGGUAAACAUAAUAAACAAAAGAUAAUUUCUUUGCUGGCAUCAGCUCACCACUAA